Molecule: messenger RNA, 1701 nt
Organism: Coniosporium apollinis CBS 100218
Lineage: Eukaryota; Fungi; Ascomycota; Dothideomycetes
Exons: 5
Coding region: 1-1701 (566 amino acids)
Cellular component (GO): membrane; endoplasmic reticulum
Molecular function (GO): long-chain fatty acid-CoA ligase activity
Source: RefSeq, a predicted model, not a curated record
AUGGCCGGGCUGAUCGACCAGCUUGACGCCAAGAUAGCAGAAAUCCUCUCAGGAUGGAGCAUCUACACCACGCUCAUUGCGCUGUUGAUCACAGCCUUCCUGGUUGGAGCUAUCGUCUACGCAGAGGAGCCUGAUGUACAUCCAAUGCUUUUAGCUAGGGGCUCCUCGGCGUCCAUGGUCAGGCAGCCAGGAGAAUCCGCCAUAUAUCGGUCUCACGAUGCGCCGCAUGGUUAUCCAUUACGGGCUGGUCUUCAGGUCAAGUACCCGGGGGCACCCCCUUAUUCCGGCGGCAAGAACGGCGACCUACGAGACAUCUGGAGACGAGUGACAGGGGAACUACCCCUCGAACAAGGUGCAAGCGCUGGGCAGCCGGGCAAGAUAUUCACCAUCUUGGGAAAAGAACAGAUUGUCGACAACAAGAUCAGCGAUGUCACGCAAGAGAUCAUUGUCAUUGGAAGCCACUUCGUGGGCCGUGGCAGCAGGCGUGUUGUGGUUUACCUACCCAACAGCAUUGAGCUUCUUUCAACAAUCUUCGCUGGUGCAUUCUACGGCUUCACUACGAUACUCCUCCCUUACAACCAACCGCAUGCAAGAGUCGUGGAGCUGCUGCGGCAGACCAACGCCGAUGCUCUGGUUGCACAGGCAGGGUCCUUGCCUCUGGACGAGCUCAUAAAGGCAGGCGCGAGUGUAACGGAAGUGAUCUGGGUCGCCGAGAGAGCAAGCAGGCAUGUGGGCUGGGGCGAUGUUCCCGAGAGUAUAGGCAGGAAGAUCGGCGUCUCUGUAUGGCACGAGCUCGUUAAGGAGAACCGCAACUCGGCCGCGGAGCUACCGACAGUCGAAUCUGGUCAGAAGCCUGGAAACAUCGUCGCCGUCUGGCAAGGUAGGACUGGUGCAGAAAAUCAGGUCGUGGAAUUCACUCAGGGGAACAUGGUAGCAGCAGUAGCGGCGCUCAUAUACGCUCUACCCUCCACCCAACGCAUGAAUCCCUCCGACCUCUUCCUUCCCGUCGACUCACUCACACACACCUACACCCUCGCCCUCACACUAGCCGCGCUAUUCUGCCGCGCCACCGUAGCCAUCAAUUCCGUAGCGGGACCCGGCGUCCAGAUCUCUCUAGCAGCCCGAACAAUUGCCCCAACCAUCAUCGCCGCAUCCGCCGAGACAGCCGCAAAACUCCACAGCGACACCUCCACCUCAGUCGUAGGCAGCAUGAAGAAACUCGCGCACGCCCUGCAAACCAAAGCCUUGGAUGCCGGUCGGAUGCCGGUCGACAGCAUCCUCACACGCCUGAACGCGCCCACGAAAGCAAACGUAGGCGCCACGCCUGGCAAGCUGCGGCUGUUGUUUGUGUCGGAGAGGGCUGGUGCCGAUACGCCGCCGCUGAGCUCGGAGGCGUUGUCGGAUUUGCGGGUGUUUACGGGCGCGAGGGUUAUUUAUGCGCUUACGGCUGCUAGGGUUUGCGGCGCUGUUGCUCAGACGGAUGUCUAUGAUUAUCGGAGGGAGCUGGGGACGAAGCACUGCCAUUUUGGAGUGCCGUUAAGUAGUGUGGAGGUCAAGUUGAAGGAUACAGGUUCUCAUCGGACGACGGAUGAGAAGAUUGAGGGCUCAAUUGUCGUCUCUGGGCCAGCGGUUGCCGGACAGGAGGCGGAGCUGGGUAUUGUUGCGAAAUUUAGGGAUGACAACACGCUGGCCUAUGUAUGA